This is a messenger RNA of Aphanomyces astaci, 1555 nucleotides long. RefSeq lists its product as hypothetical. The record is from RefSeq and is a predicted model, not a curated record. Gene Ontology annotation, molecular function: nucleoside transmembrane transporter activity. Gene Ontology annotation, cellular component: plasma membrane. Gene Ontology annotation, biological process: nucleoside transmembrane transport. The transcript has a single exon. Lineage: Eukaryota; Oomycota; Saprolegniomycetes; Saprolegniales; Verrucalvaceae. The coding region runs from base 22 to 1383 and encodes 453 amino acids.
AAUUUGCAAUCCCUGGAAAACAUGGCAGUUGAGUACGUCGCCGCCGCGACGCCCGUGAACAUCAAGGACGUGGAUGCAUUGGACAAGUUUGAAACCGAGUCGGAGGAGAUCCCGCAAGCCGUGCUGGAUGAACUGAAAGCCAAGUACAAUUGGAUCUACUACGCGUUCUUCUUCCUCGAUGGCGCCGUCAUGUGGGCCUACUUUUCGUGCUUGUCAGCCCAAGACUUCUACGCGACCAAGUACCCGUCCGUCAAGUUUUCGUUCUUGACCACCAUGUUCUUGACGUGGCCGUUGAGUUUGGGCUAUGUCAUCCAAAUGUGGGGCGGGCUGGACCACGCAUUGGGCCACCGCCUGCGCAUGAUCAUUGGUUUCUCCCUCAUCGCGGCCACGGGGGUCGUAAUCAUCAUCCACGACUGGUUUGACUUGUCUGAAACCACAGGGGCGUACCUGUGCCUGAGCAUGUUUGCAGUGUCGGGGGCGGCGCAUUCCGUGAGUGAGCCCGUGUUGUACAUCAUUGCUGGUUUGUUCCCUGACGAGAAGUUCACCAACGCCGUGCAAAUCGGAGACUCGAUGGCCGGUUGCGUCAACGUGGUGGCAGCGACGAUCAUCCGUCUCAUCGUGGGUGGAUACAAGAGCGAAAGUGGCUCCACGGCUGUCAACGUGAGCUUUUACUUGUUUAUGGGGCUCUUGGUCCUAGUGUCAUUUUUGGCCAUCUACAUCCACGAAAAGCUGUCCAACAUCCCUGCCGUCAAGUACUUGCUCGACCGCGCGGACCGCGACCACAAGAAGAAGGCGUUGGUGUCACUGCGAGAACUUUGGUCCAACUACUUUCGAGUGGCCAAGUUGAUUGCCGUGCCCUUGGUGGCCCAGUACAUGAUGUUUUUCUGCACGUUGACCUUGUUCCCUGGCAUCGGGUGCACGUCUAGUAUGCAUGUGAUCGACCCCAAGAGCAACGCCAUCGCAUGGUACUGCUCCCCCGGCAUCAUCGCCUCGUUUAGCUUUGGCGACUUGGCCGGCCGGUACUUGUGCAACAUCAAGGUGGUCUGGAGCUUCUUCUCGGCCAAGUCCAUUUUCGUCAUUUCGUUUGCUCGGUGGGUGUGGCUGCCGUUGUUGUUGAUGGGGCUGUACGCGUCGCCGUUGUAUGCGUUCAUCCACGCCCAAACGUUUGGCUUGUUUUGGCAAAUCAUCAUGUACUUCUUGUUCGGUAUCACUGGCGGCAUGUUCGCCACCGUCACGAUUGGCAUGGCGCCUCUGAUGGUGUCGCAAGCCGACCGACAAGCGGCGUCGGCGUUGAUGGUCAUGGCGUUGUACUUGGGCUUGAGCACCGGCUCCACCUUUGGCUAUGCUAUUGGCAACAACCACUACUUCAACGUGGGCUUGUAAUGUGUAGUUUGCACUUGUAGUAUAGGAAGUCUGCGGUGAGGCGUGUGGUGGCGAGCCGCGGCAGUGUGCGACCAAAAUUGUAUACUGGUAAAGGAGGAUGAAUUACUACUAGGACUAAGGUAGUGCAUCGAUUUUCUGGACGGUUUCUGAUCACAGUAUUGGUCAUUCUUGA